Molecule: messenger RNA, 1323 nt
Organism: Corythoichthys intestinalis (scribbled pipefish)
Lineage: Eukaryota; Metazoa; Chordata; Actinopteri; Syngnathiformes; Syngnathidae
Product: ankyrin repeat and SOCS box protein 13-like
Exons: 6
Coding region: 117-965 (282 amino acids)
Biological process (GO): positive regulation of protein catabolic process; protein ubiquitination
Molecular function (GO): protein binding
Source: RefSeq, a predicted model, not a curated record
CAGCUGUAAAAAGCAACGAGGAAAAAGACCGCACAUGUGUCAUGUGAACACUGCGCGCGUCUCGUUUACAAACAACGUUGGUCUAUUUUCGGAGUGUUUCGCAGCUGAGUCACAGAAUGGAGUUUAAAAACACAAAAAUAUAUUAUUUCGGAGAUAUCAAUGACGGCUGCUGGUCCGAGAGAACCGAGGUCCACAUGGCAGCGUCGAUGGGUCGGGCUUCACAUCUGCAGCACCUCAUUGCAUGUGGUGUGUCUGUGAACAUUGUGGCCUUGGACUCGUUGACACCCCUGCACGAGGCCUGCAUGCAUGGGCAGGUCCAGUGUGUAGAGUUGCUGCUGGAUGCUGGAGCACUGGUGGAUGUGAGAAAUGACGACGGCAACACUCCACUUUGUGAUGCCUGUGCUGUGGGCAGUUUGGCUUGUGUGAAGCUCUUGCUGGAACGAGGUGCCAAGGUCAACCCUCCUCCGACCUCUCGUACUGCCUCACCACUUCACUUGGCCUGUAUGAGCGGCAACUCGGAAUGCGUAAAGCUCCUGAUUGCUAAGGGUGCUUCACUGGAGGAUUACGACCUUUACUGCGGGACCCCGCUGCAUGUAGCCUGUAAUGAUCAACACACAAACUGUGUGAAAGAGUUGCUCAAUGCAGGCGCCAACGUGAAUGCAGUCCGGUUGCACCGCACCCCGCUCCAUCUCGCUGCAAAAGGUGCGCAAGUGGAGAUGAUCGAGACCCUCAUGGAGUUUGGCGCCAACAUUUACGCCCGGGAUAAACAUGACAAGAAACCCAUCGAUUUCGCCACACCGGUCUCUCCAGUUGCCGCCUGCCUGCGGUCCUACGAAGCCAACCCUUUGAAUCUACAACAACUCAGCAGAUUAGCAGUGCGGCGACAACUGGGAACCAGAGCCCUGAAGGUUGUAGUCCAACUCAAGAUACCAAAGCUGAUUAUCAGCUACCUCUGCUAUCAGUGAUUCGAAGCCUGAAGAUGAUCGUCUUAAGAAACUGGAAACUCGCAAAGAAACAAAGUGCUGAAUGUAUCCAGUAGUUGCAUAUAGUAGUUAGUUAUGUCUGUAUAUUUUAGUUACCUUAAUUUUUGUUUGUGAUUAUUUUACUCUUUGUUUGCUUUUGACGGCGAUAGACGUCCAAUCCGUUCGACUGAUUAAAAUGGGAUGGAUGUCAAUCAACAUCAAUGGCGGCUAAUGAGUAAGGGUAGAAAUUGAUUUUUUUCUAACCACCAGAUUAAGCUAUGUACAUUUGCAAAAUAAGUCUACUCAAUACUGUUUCAUAUACACAUAAAAACUGUUUACUCAAAUUGUGUUUGAUGGGGCA